Penicillium daleae is the source of this 4329-nucleotide messenger RNA. Its product is annotated as putative TMEM1 family protein. The transcript is spliced from 4 exons. Gene Ontology annotation, biological process: intra-Golgi vesicle-mediated transport; early endosome to Golgi transport. Bases 1 to 4329 code for a protein of 1442 amino acids. Gene Ontology annotation, cellular component: TRAPPII protein complex. NCBI's taxonomy places the organism in Eukaryota, Fungi, Ascomycota, Eurotiomycetes, Eurotiales, Aspergillaceae. The record is from RefSeq and is a predicted model, not a curated record.
AUGGACCCUUCAAAGGCGGCCUCGAGCAAUGUGACCGUUGAAUAUACGGACCCAUCUGGGCUAUUCCCCCUGAUCCAACCCGCCAUCGAGUCGAAGCUCCCCCUGAAGAACCUGCAUUGGAAGUCGCCCACUCGCCCCGUUCGUUCGAUCGAGUCCCUCCGUAUUGGCUUCACGCCUGCGCCGGCCGAUGCCACCGAGCGCAAGUCCUCUAGCGAUGGCACUGCUACUGUGCCACACCGACGACACCAAAUUCCCGGUUUGCGCCAAACGCCAUACUUGAAAAUCUACCUCCUCCGCUGCGACGACAACGAUACAUACAAGGCGACAGCAAGGAAAACCCUCAGGGAAUGGAUCAAGGCUCAAGGCUCAUCAGGCUCGACGCAAGCGACCGGCAGCAGUCAGGAGAAGCACGAUGCGUUUGAGUGGCUGAUUCUGCAUGUGGUUCAGGAUGGUGAUGGCACAGAGAAGACCCCCACGUCUACCUCUAAAUGGGGCCGAAGCACCACUACGGUCUUGGAGAAGGUCAAGGCUGACUUCAAUGGGACUUCCAAGACGGCUGUUGAUCGUGUGGCACAACUAAGGAUCCCGAAGGAAGGGACUACGGCCAAAUCUCCUGAGCUCGCCGAGCAGCUAGAAGAUUUGAUUGACAAGGUCAAGAACGGAAUUCUGGCUUCAUUCGACCAGCGCGUAGCUCAGUACGAGGAGGAUAUCAAGGAGAAGGACUCACAGCGAAGUCUCCCUGGGUGGAACUUCUGUACUUUUUUCAUUCUGAAGGAGGGGCUUGCGCGAGGGUUUGAGAAUGUCGGGCUUUUUGAAGAUGCGCUGCUUGGCUAUGACGAGCUAUCGUUUGGACUUGAUGCGGCCAUUCGCGACCAAUUACAUGGGAAUAGCGAGCAGCACGGCACCACCCUCCUCGACUCCAGCAAAAAAUGGGUGGAAACGGCACGGAAAACACUCGAGUCUGGUUCAUCAGCAAACGACAGCGAUCAGAAUGAUCAAGGUCCAAGUCUAGAGAUCGAUCCAGAGGAUUUCCCACUCAGUGCAACCAAGUUACCCUAUCGAGAGAUGAUUCUGGCCAGCGAUAUCUCCAUUUUCGAUUUCCGCACUUACGUCUUCUCCCGACAACUCACCCUUCUUCUCCGAGCGGCCAGAGCUCCCUCUGUCGUUGCGAACGAGCCUGCAAAACGUGACAGGAAACCAGAAGAUUUGAUCCUACUUUCAGAAAUCUGCGCAAGGUCUUUGGAGUUUAUCAGUCUUGCAGCUCGUAACCUUCGGUACGGUCUUGAAUGUGGCCUGGAGGAUGUGGAAAACGACACCAAAGCAGACGUUAUCAAUAAUCUUGUAUCUUCCUGGGCAUACUCGGCAGCCCUGCAAAUCCUCAACCAAACCUUCACUCCCGACCUGGCCCUUCCCGAGUCGUCAUUGCAUGCUGUGACGCAAGCUCGCGAACCCGCAAACCCCACUGUGUGGAUAAAUGAGAACCGCUCAGAGAUUCCACGCCGGUCAAGUUCAUUGAUAGCUUCAACAGCAUCUCGACCUAUUCGUCCGAUGACGCAGGAUCUCUCUGAUACUCCUGCUGGGACACUUCAGCGGCGUUCAACUUUGGACCACCCCAAACCCGCACCCGGCUCGUUGCAAAAGACUGGCUCUGAGCAAUUGGCCUCAGCCAGGGGAGAGCUGCUUCUACUGGCUCGGCGAUCCCUUGAAGAAAUCGCUCGACGACGGGGCUGGUCUGAAAAGUGGAAUGACCUUGGUCUACUAUUUGAUGACAGCCACCGCGCUGGAGCAGGCGGCCUGAGCGAUGUUUCGCUCGAGGAUAAUGAUGCGUCACACAAGGAGACUUCAUCUGAGGCAAAGUACACCUCCCUGGUUGGGAUUGAGCUUGCUAUUCUGAAGGCUGCGCUGCGAUCGAGAGAGACCUAUUUGUCACUAUAUGAAGAUUUUACCGACCAUAUCAUCCGUCAUUAUAUGGUCGCGAACCGUGCCAACUCCGCAGAGACGGCUCUCGCAGAUAUUGCCAUUCUACGAUACCGACAGGGUGACUACGAAGCUGCUGCUUCCUAUUUCCAUCAGAUGGCACCAUUCUAUGGAAGCAAGCUCUGGGUAGUCCUAGAAGGAAGUAUGCUGGAACUGUAUGCCCGGUGCCUCAAGGAACUCAAGAGAAAUGAAGAUUUUGUCCGCGUGAUGCUUCGCCUGCUGGCCAAAUUUGCCGCAUACGCGCAGGCAAAGCUGUCGGUUAGGGAGCGAGCAUUGUCUACUCCCCCGUCCAUCUUGCAAUUGGAACAGCUGGCUGGAUACGUUACCGAUCUGUUUAGCGGAGCGUCAGCCAUGCAAAAAGAUGUCACGGCAUCGUUGGUCGAAUUCUUUGCGGAUCUCCGUGUCGAUCCAGCUAUUCAACUAUACGAGGACAAAGAUGGAUUCCAAAUCAAGCUUUCCCUUCGAUUCCUUUUGGGCCCUAAGAUCAACAUUGACUCUAUCAAGGUGCGGCUGGUCAGCGAAACUAGUUCCCAAAACGCGGAGCACUGGAUCGAGGCUUCAACCAAUUUCGUGGUCAAGUCGUCGAUGACUACAAUUCUCAUUGACUCUUCGACUACACUGCAUGGCAAAUAUUUCGUUGAUCGCCUAGAAAUGAAGUCUGGCAAUAUCACCUUCUCAUUCAAUAACGGGAACAAUUCGGCUCUGCCAAUUGGUUUCCGUGAAUCGGACGAGGACGAAGAGACUGAUCGUCGACCAUAUAUCUACUGUUACCCCCCACCGCAGGGAUUGCAGGCAAAGGUGGUCUCACCGCACUUGAUUAACUUGGAAGCUAUGCGCACGGUGGAGCUGGAACUCAACAGCGGACGGAAUGAUAUCAAGGCCGGCAUAAUUCGCGUACGGCCGGCUACGGCAGGGCUCCGACUUCGAAUCUCCGAAGUUGAGGUUGUGGAGGGCCGGAUCGAUGUCACCCCCAAUAUUGACGCUGGUACGAUCGAAUUUACCCAGCUCCCACCACAAAGGUUUGUGCGACUGCGUAUCCCUUACACGGUAGAAGAAACCUUCACAACUCUGUCCGCGCGGGCCGAGAUCAGUUAUGAAACUGAUCGGGGGAAAUUUGCCUUUUCGACUGCACACAACAUUGUGGCCACGCUGCCCAUAUCGGUCAACGUGCAGGACAUUUUCAAGGAUGAGUUGCUGUUCUCACGUUUCACAAUCAGCCCCGCCAUGUUGAUCCCACUGCGCAUAACGAAUUGCAGUCUGCCCAGCUCCGAUGUGUAUGACGUGCAAACCAGCAUUACCGGCCCCGUGGCGAUGGAUGUCUUCCCAAAACAGCCUGCAUCUUUGCUCUACAAGAUCCGUCCGGGCGGGUUGAACAGUGCCACUGCUGGCCCAGAAACACCCCGCAGUCUACGUCUCCGCGUGGACUUUACCUGCGUGGAUGAUGAGUGCCUCGACGCGGUUGAGAAGCUCUUCCACUCUGCUAUCCAGUCCAGCCCAUUCAGUCAGUAUGCGACUCUCCUUACGUCGCACAUUGUCAGUAGCUUCCGCGCUCAACUAUCGACCUCUGACAUAGAGGUCAUUGGUCUCGUACGGGAGGUCGAGAUGCUCCCAUAUCGGAGUGUUCACUGGGAAGAAUUGUUGGGUGCGCUUAAGGAACGCACGGAAGAUGUGAGACAGUGGCUCACGUCAUGGCAUGAGAGCAACCCAAUCAUUCGUCUCCCCGAGCAGGCCUCCAUCCCCACCCGCAGUAUCAUCAUUCCAGUCGAUAUCCCCGAAAUCCAAGUGGUGCACACGGCCGAGCUGCACCUCCAGCCCAAGGCUGCAAGCGCCAACACAGACCCCUCAUCCUCCCACGCGGCCGUGGGCCAGAUGAUCGCGGCAGAGCUUUGUAUCCGCCACACUCGACGAUGGUGCCCCUCCAAGAACCAAGCCUACGCAGAUCAGCCACUGGAAUGCUCGUACGAGUUACAUGCCAACACAGAGUUAUGGCUGCUGGGCGGCCGACGACGCGCCAACUUCCUGGCUCGCGAUGGCGAGACCAUUCGUUUCACGGUGUUGCUUCUCCCCCAGAAGCCCGGCCACUUGCUCCUCCCGGGCUUGGAGGUGCGCACCUUCGCCCCAACCCAGCCACAGCCCCCGAUGUCCCCCCCAGCGACGGAUGUUGCAGCCGGGGGUCCUGCGGUCCCCAUCCAACGCCAGCCGAUUGCUUGCGAGGUGGAUUAUCGAAAUCAUGGCGAGACGGUGCUCGUGCUGCCGGAUUUGCGAAAGACUACAGUCAGUCUGAGUGCGUCGGGUAGUCCGGGGGGAUCGUCGUGGCUGGUGGACUCUGAACGACGCGCGGAGGUUCAUUGA